This is a messenger RNA of Tetrahymena thermophila SB210, 2061 nucleotides long. RefSeq lists its product as hypothetical. The record is from RefSeq and is a predicted model, not a curated record. Lineage: Eukaryota; Ciliophora; Oligohymenophorea; Hymenostomatida; Tetrahymenidae. The transcript has 2 exons.
AUGGAAAUUGAAGAGAAGGACUCAAACUCUUUUGUUUCUUUUGAAGUUAAGAAGAAGAUAACAAAGGACAAAAGCUAUAAAGCUAGGACUUCCAAAGAUUAAAGCAAGAAAAAUGAAUAAAAUUAAAUAUAGAAAAACACAAAUGUUUAAUAAAAUGAGAAAUAAAAAACAUCUUAAACUUAAAAACCCUGCUCAUUGGUAGGGAUUAGUGCAAUAGAAAAUGAAGAAAAUCAAGAAAAUUAGCCUGUAGAAAAUUUAAAAGCAGUAGAAAUGGAAAUAAUUCCUAUUGUAAGACAUUUAAAAAUGUAGACGGUUUAUAUGCUUGCAGGUGAUGUUAUGGUAGAUUUAGACUUUGGAAUGAAGGAAGAUGAACAUCCUUAUUGUCAGAUAUCAGCAAUUAAUUCUUUUAAGAAUCCUAUUAAAGUUGAAGUUCUAAAAGAAUACAUGUCAAAUGAGGUUGAUUUAACAAAUUCAUAGGAUAGUUUGAAGGAGUUUAGAAAAAUAAUAGAAAUUUUAGAAAAUUAUCCAGAUAAAUAUGCUCAUGAUUUUGGUAAAGUGCUGAGACAAUAUUAGAUAUUUGUCACAGGUUAGAUUAAGAAAGCAGAGUUUUUGAAGAGCAAUUUAGAUUAUAAAUCGCUGAUUCCAACUUUUGAUAAGCAAUUUGAAGAAUUUCUCGUUGAUGCAAGAUAGUAUUUAAAAUAAAUUAUAACCAAAAAUAAAUUUCAAUUUUAUAUGAUUGUGAGAUCUAACGUGCACACUCUAACUCAUGAUAUUGCUAAAUUCGGUCUGAGUGAAGGUCUUUGUUAAUUGUUAGGUGGUAAUGGUGAUCAAAUAGGGUCUCUAAUUUUGAGAAGAGGAUUGUUCGAAUUUUUUUCAAAAGAAACAAGAAAUAACUUUUAUUUUUAUUACUUAAGCAAGUUUCUUAAUGUAAAAGAUGUGCAAAUUGAGAAGUCAAUAAGUCUAGUUACAUUAGAUGGAAUUGAAUUGAAAGUAGAUUACGAGAUGGAUAACUACUUUGGUAAAAAUACUUAGCCUGACGUUUUAUUUUUCUAUCCUUUUAUGCUCAUUACAAUCACAUUUGAUGUGAAGCCUUACAUGGUAAAGUAAGUGCUUAACAUCAGACAAACACUUGAUAAUGAGACCCAGUAAUAUAUGAAAGAUUUUGAAGAAGACAUUUAUUACUCGCUGGAAAGUUAGAUUUUUUUAGAGAAUUAUUAUGCAGAUUACUACGAAAAAAUAAUGUAAAAUAAUGGAAAAUGCCUUCCAAAAGAAAAGCGUAAAUACAAAAAACACCCACAAACAAAGCAUCAGCUAGAUUUCCGCCAGUAAAAUUAAUCCGUCUUUUAGAAUAUAAAACAAAAUAGUAAAUUGAGGGAUUAAAAAUUUCAAACCAUACAAAACGAAAGUAUUAAUGAAGAAGUUAAUGACUAAGUAUAAAACUCAGAUCCCAGUUCAAAUACUCUUAAGGAUCAGCAAGAUAUUUAAGACAUUUAAAUUUAAGAUAACAAUUCUAAUAAUAUGUUAAGUGAAAACAACAAUUCCGUUGUUCAAAACAAUGAUUCUGAAGGUGAAUAAAAUACUUUGUCUGAUAAGCAAGUUUAUUAGCAGAAUUAUAGAUAAAAUCAUAAUAGUAACCACCUAAACUAGUAUCCUUAUGUGAGCUAUAAUUACACCAACUAUGAAAAUUUAGAUGUGCAUAAUUUUAAUUAAAAGCAGUGCGCGAACUUUGAAUAGGCUAUCCCUAAACACUAAUAAAAAAUAUAAUUGUAAGAAAAUAUUUGCAUAUACUAGUCAUCCCAAUACGCUAAUAAUGCAGAGAAGCUGGAUAUUUCAAAGAUACCUCAAAACUUAGAGGAAAUGAAUGAUUAUUAGCAGAUCCAUAAUGACAUUUAAUAUACUUCAAAUUUACUAGACUAAUAGCAUCAUCUAAACGAUCUAAAUGGUAGUGGUGACUUAUUUAAAAGCCAAAAUUAUUUAAACAACGAGUAAAAUUACUCCAUAUUCAACAACAACCACAACAACAAUAUAACUUCUUAUAAUAACUAUAACAUAAUCUAAUGA